Molecule: messenger RNA, 3603 nt
Organism: Fusarium coffeatum
Lineage: Eukaryota; Fungi; Ascomycota; Sordariomycetes; Hypocreales; Nectriaceae
Exons: 7
Coding region: 1-3603 (1200 amino acids)
Source: RefSeq, a predicted model, not a curated record
AUGACAACAAACCCUCGAAGCUCGAGUCAACCAUCUAGAAAACAGCCUCCUGAUGGCUCCCCAAGUCUGCCAGAACAUGGAUCACGUUAUCCUAUACCGCGCAAAGCGAGUGUCCAGGGCAGUUAUGAGUACAUCCAUUACCGCCCCAUCUGGACAGAUCCAACAUGGCAAGACAAAGGCCCUGCACGAGACAAGACUGCGUUCAAAAUCUGCGACCCUAUCUUUGAUCGACUACGCCCUGCUCUGUUGCCUCGAGAUAACUUCAGCAACCCCACCAUCUACGCCCAGCGAUUCGGUAUCUUCCCCAGUCGAACUGAUGGCCGUUCUAGAGCAUCGCCUACACGAUCUGAGAGUAGAAAGCUCUUCAAUGUCAGUACCGAUAUAAAGACAGGGAAGCAGUUGUUUGAUCGCUUCGACGAGUUGGCUAAAGAUGCCGGCCAACAUGUAAAUGACUACAUGGAGCAAGCGAGGCCGGACAUGCAAAAGAUGAACGACACGGAUCAAAAAUAUAGGCAGCAAUACGAGGAUCUUCUUAUUGAUGAACACUGGCAAAACAUCCUCUUCGGAAGCUUGACUAUGGAUGAAAUUCUAGCGGAAGGAUAUUUCGUUAGGGACAACACCGAAGUGAAUCAACUUUCGGGUCCUCUAUAUGGCCUUUUCGAUAGGGAGCGCUGGGCGGAUUGUCGUAAGCUUGGAAAAAACGCUGAAAGUCCUCGCUACGUGUAUACUCUUGACGGUAAACGUGAGGAGUGGGAUCCCAGGAAUAAUGAUCGUGUAUGGGAUGUCUUACAACCAGCUCUUCAGCUCGCCACUCGAUUACUCCUAAUGGAUGAAAACUUCAUCGAUGGUCUGAAAGACAUCACAAACCGCUUCUGGAUCGACGAAAGACUGUUUAUCGACAUGGAGGAUCAGAAUAGAAACAAGAAAGUCCGCUUCCUGCGCGAUCGAGACGCUCUAGGUCCCAGAAAGGUCGAAGGCGCCCAGAAAUUAAAGGACACUGGUAUUGAUACCAACUCUCUUUCUUGGGAAGCCCUAUGUCGAGUCUUUUCGAUCAAAUUGACCAGCGGAUUUGAUUCAAAAGGAAAGACCACGAAAGAUCACUCCAGCCUGGGCUAUUGUUUAGCGCCGCAGUUCUUUGAUCAUCAUACUAAGAUCAUUGUACACAUUGACGCGGAGCUGGUCUGGCCAUUAUUAGUAGACAAAUAUACCAAGAGCGAAAAGUUGAUGGCUAACACCGUACUUGCGUCUUGUAUAGCUCACGAGAUGAUGCAUGCAUUUGUGUCCAGCACCUACAAGUGGCUACGCGAACCCGUUUCAUUCGGCAUCACAGACCCUGAACAAAUUGCAGCCUGUAGAACACUAGAUGUUGCACUUAGAGAUUAUGAGAAUAUAGACCGAUGGGAUGAGCCUUGCUUUGAAGAUGACCACUUUGGCGAGGCUGGUCAUGCCUAUCAAGAACAUGUCAUGGCAGGUGGAUACUGGCCUUUUACCUAUAGUACUACGAAAUUCAACAUGCCUCCGCUCCUCCGAACAGCGGCCGGGCUCAUAUGUCUACAUCUGAGAAGUGAAUGGGAGCGCAAAGAAGUACCGAACCUCGAGGAGUCGGACGCUCAUUUCACCGAUCUCAGUCAUUUUAUACGCUUCGAAGAUGUCAGCAAGUUUUUCUCGCAGAGUUUUUGGGAAGUCGCAAUUGAGAAAUACGGUUCCGCUGCCCUGAGGGAGCCGUCCAAGAAGCCUCACAAGUUCAACUUUUACCCUGCGGACCAGGAGUAUAACGAUUUAGCCAUCGAAAGUUUGAAUGUUAGCCCUGAACGCGAGGAGUUUCUUAUAAAGGUCACAGACAAGUUGAAAGAGGAAGGGAGGUAUAUCCUGUACAAUUAUCUUUACAAUAUCGUUGCCGAAACAGCGUCUUAUGAUCUGAUGAAGGAACGACUCCUGGGCGAGAUUGCUAGAUGGGUGGAUGUACAACGCUGGGCUAAACUCGGGGGGGAGAUUCAGAUGAUUCUCUGUGAGUUCGCGGCACACAUCAACCAAGUACAUCUGGCCGAUUUCGAUACAAAAAGCCUCGAGUUACUCUAUGAGAUCUGGGAUAAAACAAGGGAAAAGCUGGGAUGCACGGCGGACUGGGACGCCGAAAUGCUCUACCAGAACAUAGCACCCUUCGAUAAUCGUCGAGAACUGUGGGCACAAAAGCUACAGUCGGGUAAAGUCGAGCACUUUGAAGGGCGUGUGGUUCCCAGACUCAUGGAUUUCGCAAAAGUUGUUGAGAGAGAACUUGCUCAUCACGAAACCCUGCUUUGCGAAUUGUACCAGGGCGGAAGCACCCUUUUCGAUCUCUGGGUGAGCGAUGUACCGGAAGCCAUGCCAGUAUGGAGAGAGCAUGUAAAAGACCUUCAAGUCGUCUUCAAAGACCUUGGAACUCUCCUGAACAUUAUAGGGGACGGUAUGAAGAGACUUGAAGGGGACUGGGGACAGCGAAUAUUGACCCUUGGCGGAAGAGUCGAAGACUUGGUGAGGCUUCUCGAGUUGGAUGCCUCUAACCACAACUGGCGUGAUCUCAUGUGGACAUUGCCUAUGCUACGAAAGUCACGCCGUCUGCCGCAUCAACGAUAUUAUUUCCUCGCUAAAAAGGAGAUGCUGAAAUUGACAGUGAAGAAUCUUGUCGGUCGGCUCAACGAGGAGCAAAAAGCAGCGCAACAGGCCAAUAACGACCGCAUCGCCUCCAAUCUUCGUAGCAACAGAGGUGCUACAACUCUGCAAGGAGAAGCUGUCGCACAGGCUGGUCGCACACCUCUAAUCCCGCCCAAGUUCCAACAGAUGCAAAUGGACAAUCAACCAGUUCCGUUCUCUGAAUCCAAAUCAUUUAACGGCAACAGCGGUUCCUUCUCAGUUUACUCGGUGACUGGUUCUCCUUUCCCAGCACAUGAACCCAACCAGCCCUCUGCGUGGGUGGCCAACUCUGCCGCCGAUCUGGCAGUCCAGGCAAAUCGGCCACUGGGCGGUGCUACACCAGCAGCGCAUGGUACCAUGCCCCAUCCUUAUGCUAUCCGCGAGACGGUCACGGAAGAUCUUCCACACACAGCAGCGUUCUCUAUUCCCAGCAGGGAUCCCUCAGCUUUUGUCAAUCAGCACCCACGAGAAAUCAUGGCAGCACCUGUAAAUACUCCUGGAGCUGGCCCUCUUGGGGUCACGUAUCAGCAACGGGAGCAAGUUAUCGACUCUGACUCGGAUAUCGACCUGGCUGAUGUGCCGGCUGGUGGCCAUGCGGCUAAAGCUGGUGCAGUGUUAGACAUUGGGCCUAGCAGCAGUGACACUGACCUUUCAGAAGAUGAGACGGGAGAGGGCAGUAACACAACUCCACUUUGGACUUCAGAUGAGAAUGAACAGGUAAGCACUGGAAGUGACGAGCUUUCCAGAUCCAAGAAGUACGAGAAGGGAGUGAAACGGCAGACUUUGAAGCGCAAGUCAAGUUGGGCACCUGCUCCUGUGAAAAAGCAGAGAGUUGAGCCUUCGAAACCUGAGCGGAAGGUCAAUCACAGAAAACGAAAAGGAGAGUCCGUGUCUUGGAGGAAGGUUUUAUCAGGCCUAUCUGGUGGUUAUUGA